Messenger RNA from Aspergillus wentii DTO 134E9, 2318 nucleotides. Its product is annotated as ferric reductase family protein. The record is from RefSeq and is a predicted model, not a curated record. Gene Ontology annotation, molecular function: ferric-chelate reductase activity. Gene Ontology annotation, cellular component: plasma membrane. Bases 177 to 2318 code for a protein of 713 amino acids. NCBI's taxonomy places the organism in Eukaryota, Fungi, Ascomycota, Eurotiomycetes, Eurotiales, Aspergillaceae. The transcript has 5 exons. Gene Ontology annotation, biological process: intracellular iron ion homeostasis; copper ion import; iron ion transport.
AAGAGAAGUACUCAGUGGUAUGCCAAAUCCGCAAUAACCGUGAUAUAUUUUACCAAAUGCACACUCUAAUUAGCAGCCAAUGAGAACCGCCCCCUCAAUCACGAUGAUCAGAUUAGAUCACCAGAUAACCUUUCUUUCCCAUUCUUCUCCCACUUUCUUUUCUUCCUCCAGCCAAAAUGCUCCCAUUAUGGCUGUUCCUCCUCAUCCCCUAUGUCUAUUCCAGUACUCUUCUCCCUGAGGAGCGCUGCGUGACGGCCGUCUACACAGCCUACAACUACAUUUCCUUCACCGGUCUUCCCGCCGAGGGGUUCUGGGAGACGCGAUGUCAGAAUCCCCUCAAGGUGACUUCCAUCUAUGCCGCGUCGCAGGUGUACUGUUCUCCGCUGGAACAAUUCCACGGCUUGAAUCAGUUGGAGUCGUUUUGUCGGGAAUUCGGUCAUGUGGGAUUGUUGCCUCGCGAGCAGCUGACCGACAAUCUGACCGAUGAUGCCGUCGAUCGUAUGAUGGUGGUGGAGUAUCGCCAGCUGCCGAAGAAGGAGGCUGUUGAUGUUCCGGUUUUGAUUUCGAAGGAUUAUUAUGAUGUCACGUUUAAAACUAUAGAUAUUCUGGAUUAUGAGCGCUGGACGCAGGAAGCAUCGGGAUAUGCCAUCUACGCUUUCUGGACUGUCAUUCUGUCUGUUGCAACUCUGCAUCGAUUCUUUUAUCAUCAUCUUAACAUUCGACCACGCUCUUUUGUCCGUUCCAUCUAUCAUUGCAUUCAAACGCAUCUUCUCGUUCCUGCUCCUCUCUCACAUGGUCGAACUUUUCUCUGGUGCACUCUUCCCACGCGCAUCGAGGCUAUCAUCGUCAUACUCUACUAUAUCAUCAACACCAUCCUCUCCUGCAUUUCAUAUCCAGUCUUUCCAGGGAACCUCUAUUGGCCCGAACCAUCCGACCAAAUCCUGCGAUACGCCGCAGACCGCACCGGCAUUCUCUCCUUUGCCAAUCUCCCUCUAAUCUGGCUGUUCGCAGGACGAAACAACAUCUUCUGCUGGACGACUGGAUGGAGCUUCGCCACGUUUAAUAUCUUCCACCGCCAUGUUUCGCGGGUUGCGACUGUUCAGGCCAUUGUGCAUACGGUACUCUAUCUGGUGAUGUUUCUCAAGCGGGGAAAUGCGUGGCAUAAGAUGCAGAAACCGUAUCUUCUCUGGGGAACGCUGGCCAUGGUGGUGAUGAUCUUUGUGCUUGUCUUUUCGUUGGAUCGUAUCCGACGCAGGACGUAUGAGUUGUUUCUGUUUGUUCAUAUUUUCUUUUCUAUCAUCGCUCUUGUUGGAUGUUUCUACCACACCAUCAUCUUCGAAGCCCACGACUACUGGAUCUAUCUCUGGCCAACCAUCGCCAUAUGGGUUGUGGAUAGACUCCUCCGCCUCAUCCGCAUUGUCUACUGCAAUCUCCACGUCAGAAACACCCGCUCUAUCCACCACACCACCAGCAUCGCCACAUACAACCACGCAGCCGAUGUCAUCCGCCUUGAAAUAUCCCCAGCUUCAUCUCUUCAACCAUCCCCGGGGCAGUAUUACUUCCUCUACCAGCCCUUCCGUCUAACAGGCUGGGAAAGCCACCCCUUCACCCUCGGCGCCUGGUCCUACGACUCGAGUUCAUCACUCGAACUAGCCCAGAAAACAGUCGACAUAUCCCAUCUCCCUCUCCUGUCUGAAUCUUCAGACUCUACACCUGCAUCACCAGUCGAGCUCAAACUCAUCUUCUGGAUCCGCCCCUUUGACGGCUGGACCCGCCACCUCCGCCAACAAUGCAUACACUCACCCACUCACUCAACCCAAUCUACCGUCCUCCUCGAAGGGCCGUACGGCGAGCACUUUCCCAUCCACAAAUACGAAUCCAUCCUUCUCAUCGCCGGGGGAACGGGUAUCGCCGCCGCAGUCCCUUACAUACAGGAUCACAUUCUGCGGUCGGCAAUCGACGAUUCAGUCAUCCGUGAUAUACACCUCAUCUGGACCAGCAGACAAGCAGCGUUCAUAAACGAGGUUGCGUCACGAGAGCUGAAGCAGGCGUUGACGCGGUCGGACGUGAGGGCUUCUUUUUACGCCACCAAGCCUAGUGCUGGAGAUACAGAUACAGAGAUGGAAAUUAAGCACGGCCGACCGAACCUGCACUCGGUUAUCCUCGAGCAUGCCCGUUCUGCGCGGUUGAGUGAGUGUUCAGCUGCGGUGAUGGUGUGUGGUCCAAUGGCGAUGGUGGAUGAGGCCAGGGAGGCUGUGCAUGAGGCGUUGAGAGGGGGGUAUUCUGUUUCGUAUAUUGAGGAGUCGAUUGUUUGGUGA